Molecule: messenger RNA, 888 nt
Organism: Scedosporium apiospermum
Lineage: Eukaryota; Fungi; Ascomycota; Sordariomycetes; Microascales; Microascaceae
Exons: 3
Coding region: 1-888 (295 amino acids)
Biological process (GO): regulation of DNA-templated transcription
Cellular component (GO): nucleus
Source: RefSeq, a predicted model, not a curated record
AUGUCAACGAAGGCGGCGGAUGGCGGGGUGGAUAUCAAGAGCGAUGGAUGCCUUGAGGCGGACUCGGUACGACGAGACGAGGCUUGUGAGACGAGGCUUGUGAAGUGCUCCGUAUCCCCGAUUACCGUCAUGGCCGGGCUUGUUAGUUAUGAGAGCAGUAGUGAGGAGGAGGAUAUCCAACUGCAGCCUCCUGCACCUCAAGAGAAUAAAUCCAGGCCAUCAUCAAAACCUGCAGAUGAAAAGCUACCAGAGCCCCAAGUACCCCCAACAGGGCCACUAUCUCCAGCAACACCAUCACCAUCAACACCAACGCCUUUCGUCGGUCCCAUGCUUGGGCCCAGCGAGCCAGCGAUAGCGGACCUCCCGGAGCCAGAUCAAGAACUAGAUCUCCCCAUCCCACCAGGCUCCCCUUACACCUCCACCCGCGCCCUCCUCCGCGAUCUCACCCUCCCCAGCCAUCCCAACCUAGACCUCCCACCCUCACCACCAGGCUCCCCUCCUCCCGCCCUCACCAAAAAAGUCACCAACUUCCUCGAACUCAAAGACAAAGGCAUCCACUUCAACGCCAAGCUCGAAUCCUCCCCAGCCCUGCGCAACCCGGCCCUCAUGGACAAGCUCCUCAAAUUCACGGGUCUCGACGACGACCCGACGGCGCAGUACGCCACGACACUACCCAAGGAUCUCUGGGAUCCCGGAGCGUUUCCGGAUUGGGCUCAUCGCCAGGGGUUGAGGGCGGCUCAGGAGAGGCUGAGGAAGGAGAGGGAGGUCGAGAGAGCCGCGACAGGGAGGGUGGAGUUUGUGCCUGCUUCUGGUUCUGGUGGUGGGGUGGGGGUCGUAUCCGCCAAGUCGGGGCCGGGGGGACUGUCGAAGCGGAGAAGGAUGGAGUAG